GACUCACAUUUCUAUGGAACGAGCACCAGCUGUGUUGCUGUACAGAUGCUGUAUCUAACUUGAGACCCGAGAAGACAGAGCUAAACAGCUCAGCUCACUGUAAAACCUCACAGCUUCUGAAUCAGCAUUGGCAGUAGCUAUAUGUACAGCGAUGGAUUCAGAAGAGUCUGAGGGGGUUACAAAGGGGUUUGUAGGAACCACCAGCACUGAAUAUGUGAUUCUGUGUGACAAAGUGGACGUCAACCACUUUGGUUCACAUUUCAUACCUGCCUCAUACUACACCAUAUUCCUGUUUAGCCUGCUUGGGAAUGGAUUGGUUCUAUAUACCAUGUACAAGUAUGAGAAGCUCAACACUGUGACCAACAUUUUCCUUAUGAACUUGGUGAUCUCCAAUUUGGUUUUUUCUUCAAGUCUGCCAUUCUGGGCUACAUACCAUCUCUCCAGCUGGGUCUUUGGGAGCGCUCUGUGUAAGCUGGUGGGUGCUGUCUUCUUUGUGGGGUUCUACAGCUCAAUACUGUUCCUGACGCUGAUGACCAUCGACAGAUACCUGACUGUGGUUCACCCUGUCAGUACCAGUAAGCAGAGGAAGAAGGCAUAUGCUUUGAUAUGCUCUGCAGUUGUAUGGUGUGUCAGCAUCCUCGCCAAUGUGAAAGAGUUCGUUGUGCUAGAUGUGAUUGAUAGUGAAGAUUUUGGGUUGCUUUGUGAAGAAACCGAGCCUUCAAUAGAAUUCUUUGCCACAUGGAAAGUCAUAGGUGACUACCAAAAUUUUGUGCUGUUUUUCCUGCUUCCCCUUGCCGUCAUUCUUUACUGUUAUGGUCGAAUAAUCAUGAGGAUCAUGCAGACAAGGUUGAAAACAAAGUAUAGGACAGUAAAAAUCAUUUUUGUGACAAUAAUAAUGUUUUUUGCUUGCUGGACACCUUACAAUGUAGUUGUACUGCUAAGAGCUCUCCUGAUUGAGGAUGCCGAUGAAUGUAGCCAACAUCUUGACUAUGCACUCUAUAUUACUCGAAAUAUCAGUUACCUCUACUUCUGCGUUAACCCUGUAUUCUACACCUUUCUGGGGAAAAAAUUCCGGAAUCAUUUCUAUAAACUCUUGGCAAACCAUUCUAUUUGUUUACACAACCAAAUAAUAAGUCAGAGCAGUAAGACUAGCUCUCAAAGGAGUAUGUGUGAAUAGGUGUUUUCUCGUGAUAUGAAUGCAUACAUUAUUUGCACACAGGUUAUUUCAACUACAAAUUUAUAAUGGGCCAUAAUUAUGUAUUAUAGUAGAAUUCAAUUAACAGUAUUUUAAUGGACAAUGUUACAUGUGCAGUGCUCAAAUUCCACAUAAAAAUAAAAUCUUCAAUGCAUCAAAAGCUGCUCACUAGAUUCUCUCACUUUAGGGGCUAGUUUAUAUUCUCCAUAAUUAUACAAAAUUAAAUUAGCAUUGUAUGGUGAAUGGAUUUCAGACAACCAGAUCCUCACAAAUGAAUAAUGUACAAUGUACAUCACAGUAAUGCUUAAUUGACUCACAUUCUCAAAUAACUAAUGCAGCUCUCUAUGGGUUUGUCAACAUGGUUGGUAACAGGGAAAUUUUUAUUAUAGGAUAAAGGGUCCAGUCUUCGAUUAUCUUUUUUCUGUAAGUGUAAAUGUAUUGACUGGUAUCCUGUCCUGUGCCCUAUGUUUUCUGGGAUGGGCUGCAGGCUCUUUAUGAUGCUGUACUGGAGUGCUUUUGGUGCUCAGAUGACUGACACUGCACUUAGAAACAAGAAUAGAGUGAAGCAGUGCAAAAAUGAAUCAUAAAAAACACAUGACAAAUCCCUGUUUGUAUUAAAUAGAAUUAAUUGUAUUGACUGUAAAAAGACCCUAAAU
Messenger RNA from Brienomyrus brachyistius, 1851 nucleotides. Its product is annotated as C-C chemokine receptor type 4-like. The transcript has 2 exons. Gene Ontology annotation, biological process: immune response; chemotaxis; G protein-coupled receptor signaling pathway. The record is from RefSeq and is a predicted model, not a curated record. Gene Ontology annotation, cellular component: membrane. Gene Ontology annotation, molecular function: chemokine receptor activity. Bases 152 to 1177 code for a protein of 341 amino acids. Lineage: Eukaryota; Metazoa; Chordata; Actinopteri; Osteoglossiformes; Mormyridae.